Molecule: messenger RNA, 778 nt
Organism: Durio zibethinus
Lineage: Eukaryota; Viridiplantae; Streptophyta; Magnoliopsida; Malvales; Malvaceae
Source: RefSeq, a predicted model, not a curated record
UUUAUUUACAUGUAUAAAUUUACACCACAAUUUAUUCAAAGCCUUCAAGUCAGUACAUCUCUUCCUUCAAAUCCACUGAAAUUGGGCAAAUAUUUUCCAUUUCAAUGGAGCAAGUGAUGGAAAAGCCUUUUGACAGUCUAAUUCAAUCUGAAAAUGGUGGAAUGGAGAACAAAAUACCACCCCAGAAUCUGGAAAUUGAUCAGAAUUCUCAAGAUUCCGGCAACGAUUUGAGAAAAAAAUGUACCCCAGAUAGGCUUAAAGUCCCCAAGGCAUUCAAGUCCCCUGAAAGGUAUAGAAGUCCAACUGAUUCUAUGAUGUCACCUGUUACAAAAGGUCUUCUUGCAAGAAACAGGAAAGGUGGAGGUUCACUCUUGCCACCUAGUCUAAAUCAAACCAAGAUUCAUGAAUUGCGUGUUCAAGAUGGUGGUCUUUCUCAGAAUUGAAGAACCGAUAUGAUACAUGGUGGUGGAAGAAAGCAAAAAUCAGAUAGAUUCUUGAACCUGAUGAAUUUGUCUGAAAUGGUGUUAAUGUCAAUAUAUAUAGAUCACAGGAAAAGAAAAAAAAAAUUACCAUGGGAUGUUUCUCUUGAACCUAUUUCUUUUUCCAUUUGAUCCAGUGAAAUGGGUUUCUUGCAAUUUUUAUCAAAUUUUGGACUGUAAAUUUUGUUCUGAUAAUAAAAAAUUUUGCUUAAUAAUGGUCAAAUGCCUCACAAGAUAUAUAUGAUCAUUGUUGAAAUUAGAAUUGACAAUUUUAACAUAAAAUACACAACUCGAAAAUG